CGAGCGAGCGGCGAGGCCGGCGGGCGCGCUAAGAUGGCUGAAGGCGCCCGGCGAGGGUGAGCGGUGGGCGCGGCGCAGCCAGCCGGCGAGUCCUCGGACGGGCAGGGUCAGCGGCCCUGCCCCGCGGCCUGGCGCCCGAGCCACCAUGUCGUUCGCGCUGGAGGAGACGCUCGAGUCGGACUGGGUGGCCGUGCGGCCGCAUGUGUUCGAGGAGCGCGAGAAGCACAAGUUCGUCUUCAUUGUGGCCUGGAACGAGAUCGAGGGCAAGUUUGCCAUCACCUGCCACAACCGGACGGCCCAGCGGCAGCGGAGCGGCUCCAGGGAGCCGGCGGGGACGCGCGGGGCCGCCGAGCUGCCCGGCACCCCCGCGCCCGCUGACGGCACCCGCGGGCCCGGCAGCCCGGCGGCCAAGGGCCGCUCCGACACCGCCGCGUCGGCGACGACUCCGGGCAGGAGCCCCGGGCCGCGGCGGAGCACGGCCUGGGCGGAUGGCGGCGGCGGCGGCUCGCCGCGGAGCGCGCGCAGCCUGCGGGGCGACCCGCUGCUGCGGAGCCCGACCGCCAAAGGCGCGGAGAGCCCGCUCCGGAGCCCGGUGCGGGCCAAGUCCAGCCCGGUCCGCCGAGGAGCGGAAGGCAAAGAUGCGGCGGCCGUCCCGCCGUCGCCCAAGGAGGCCCCGGUGGCGUCGGUGCGCGUCGUGAGCGCCUGCGGGGCCGUCUCCGAGGAGAUCGAGGUGCUGGAACUGGUGAAGGAAGAGCCCGUGGCCCCGGCCACCCCGGCGCCCGCGGGCGCCGAGCCCCCGCCGCCCGCCGCCGCCGCCGCCGAGCUGGAGUCGGCGGCCGAGGAGUGCAGCUGGGCCGGCCUCUUCUCCUUCCAGGAUCUGCGCGCCGUGCACCAGCAGCUGUGCUCGGUGAACUCGCAGCUGGAGCCCUGCCUGCCCGUGUUCCCCGAGGAGCCGUCGGGCAUGUGGACCGUGCUGUUUGGGGGCGCCCCCGAGAUGACGGAGCAGGAGAUCGACACACUGUGCUACCAGCUGCAGGUCUACCUGGGCCACGGCUUGGACACCUGCGGGUGGAAGAUCCUCUCCCAGGUGCUCUUCACCGAGACCGACGACCCCGAGGAGUAUUACGAAAGCCUUAGUGAACUGCGGCAGAAGGGCUACGAAGAAGUACUCCAGCGGGCCAGGAAGCGCAUCCAGGAGCUUUUAGAUAAGCACAAGAAUACAGAAAGCAUGGUGGAGCUUCUGGACUUGUAUCAAAUGGAGGAUGAAGCUUAUAGCAGCCUUGCAGAAGCCACGACUGAACUCUAUCAGUAUUUACUACAGCCAUUCCGAGACAUGAGAGAACUUGCCAUGCUUAGGAGGCAGCAAAUCAAGAUUUCCAUGGAGAAUGAUUAUCUGGGUCCCAGAAGAAUCGAAAGUCUUCAAAAAGAAGAUGCUGAUUGGCAGCGGAAAGCUCACAUGGCUGUGCUGUCUAUUCAAGAUCUUACUGUUAAAUAUUUUGAAAUAACAGCUAAAGCUCAGAAAGCUGUGUAUGAUCGAAUGCGAGCAGAUCAGAAGAAAUUUGGUAAAGCAUCAUGGGCAGCAGCAGCUGAGCGUAUGGAAAAACUUCAGUAUGCUGUUUCUAAGGAAACUCUACAGAUGAUGAGAGCCAAAGAGAUCUGUUUGGAACAGAAGAAGCAUGCACUAAAAGAGGAGAUGCAGAGUUUGCAAGGUGGUACAGAAGCCAUAGCCCGAUUGGAUCAGUUAGAAGCUGAUUAUUAUGAUCUUCAACUUCAGUUGUAUGAAGUACAGUUUGAAAUCUUAAAGUGUGAGGAGUUACUAUUGACAGCACAACUGGAAAGCAUUAAAAGACUGAUAUCAGAAAAGAGAGAUGAAGUGGUAUACUAUGACACUUAUGAAAGCAUGGAGGCCAUGCUUGAGAAGGAAGAGAUGGCAGCAUCUAUGCAUUUACAGAGAGAAGAACUACAGAAACUUCAGCAGAAAGCUCGCCAGCUGGAAGCAAGACGUGGACGGGUUUCAGCCAAGAAAGCCUACCUCAGAAAUAAAAAGGAAAUUUGUAUUGCAAAACACAAAGAAAAAUUCCAGCAGCGUCUUCGGAGUGAAGAUGAAUACAGAGCCCAUCACACAGUACAACUAAAGAGAGAAAAAUUACAUGAUGAAGAAGAAAGAAAAAGCGCCUGGGUUAGUCAAGAAAGACAGAGAACACUGGAUAGACUUCGAACUUUUAAACAGAGGUACCCUGGCCAAGUCAUACUUAAAUCAACCAGAUUACGAUUGGCUCAUGCACGAAGAAGAAGCACAGCCAGUCCAGUACCCUCUGAGGACCAAUGUGACUCUCUACCAGGAGCAUUACAAAUACAAGAGAAUAGUGAAGAAGUAGAGGAAGGAAGAGGCAAGCUUGGGUCAUCACAGACAACAGACACCCAAAGCCUUGCACAACUUGAAGAUACUUCAUUAGCACAACUUGAAGCUACUUCAUUACCUCUUGGUGGUGUCACCUCUGAAUUGCCUCCCACUUCACCUCUUCCACUUUUAAGAAAUACUGAUCUUGAACCAGCUUCUGCUACCAUAGAUUCACCUUCACCACCUCCUCCUCCAACACCACCUCCACCACCACCUCCUCCACCUCCCCCACCUCCCCCGCCUCUACCUGUUGCUAAGGAUAGUACCCCAGAGACACUGGAGAAAGGUCCGCCGAAGUUGGAGGGGAAUGAGAAGAGGAUCCCCAAGUCUGCAAGUGCCCCCUCAGCACACCUCUUUGAUAGUAGCCAGCUGGUCAGUGCCAGGAAGAAGCUCAAAAAGACUGCUGAAGGUUUGCAGAGAAGGAGAGUGAGCUCACCCAUGGAUGAGGUGCUAGCUUCCUUGAAGCGUGGUAGUUUUCAUCUGAAAAAGGUUGAACAGCGGACUCUGCCUCCUUUUCCUGAUGAAGAUGAUAGUAACAAUAUCUUGGCACAAAUAAGGAAAGGGGUAAAAUUGAAGAAGGUACAGAAGGAGGUUUUAAGAGAAUCCUUCACACUUCUGCCUGACACAGACCCUCUAACACGGAGCAUCCAUGAAGCUCUUAGAAGAAUCAAAGAAGCAUCCCCUGAAUCAGAGGAUGAAGAGGAGGCCCUGCCUUGCACGGACUGGGAAAACUAACAAGUGUCUUAACAGAAAGAAGAAAUACCUACAAAACAGUUGAAGAUCAGUUCUUACUCUUUUGGAAAACAAAAUUUUAAGCAUUUAAUUCCACAAUUGGAUUUUAUUAGAUCCAAAGUGUACUGGCUCAAUAGUAUGAAAAAAAAGGAAGCACAAUUGGCAAGUUAACACUUUCCUAGUCAUUCCAAUAGAUGGUGGGUAAAAUGAGUUUUCGAUGUGCAAUGUUCGUGGACUGCAAUGAAGAAGAGACCUUCUGAAGAUUCCUUUUGUAAAAGCACCUUCUGCUCCUGUCCACCCAUUUACAUCUUUAUAGUGACUAGUUAGUUAGGGGUCGCUAUGAGUCAGAAGAACACUGGGUUGACAAACAUCUACUGUGAGCUGUAUUGUGACUGCUUUGAAAUCCAUCUUUCAGUGCACUGAAAAUCUGCUUAAAGUAACAGCUUCUUCCACCACAGUUAUAUAUAAAUAGUGUGACACUAUGAAAAAAGUUUAUCAUGAUAUCUGUAGGACAAAUUGAAAGAAAAUUGGAUGGAAUUGCACUGAAAAUGACCACAUUACUCAUCUCCAAAGGAAUUUUCACAAAGAUAUUAUAGCAACACCUGAAAAGAUAGCAUGACCAUGGAGAUACACCUAUUGAUGCGUUUACCACAACAUCAUGCAUUUAACAUGGCAUAUUUUUUUUAGAAGGCCACACUCUUACACUUUGUAUGGUUUCAAGGUAAAAAUGUUCAUGCUUUUAAAUAGACCUUCAUAAUUGUGAACUUAAAAUAGUUUGGAUUUCAGCUUUAUUUUAUGAGAAGCAAUACUCUAAUUUGAUUAUAUUUCAAAUUAUGUUUAAUCUUUUUGUUUGAAUUACUGCUUGAUUACUAUAAACAAGACUUUCCUAUUGAGAGUCAAAAGUUGGGAUUCAGUAAUAGGGAUGCAGACCAUAAAUCUCUUUUCAUGCACCAUUUAAGUUUAUAUUUUUAUGCUCCACACGGGAAGGGAUGGGGGCUAGUGUAGCUACAAGAAGAGAGUAGAUCGGCAGAAAAGUCUCCUUGACGGACAUUUCUUUGUCUUCACAUGCUUUGAGUAGAAUUCUGGAGAAAGCUUUUCUUAUUGUCACCGAAGUUUUAAUCAUAAGUAUGCAGCUCUAGGUACUGAUUUUGUUCAUUCAAAAUCCAGAGGGCUAUGCCUUUUUAUGAAUGGAGCCAUUAUGAAUUCUCAGCAGGACUGCCUUGGGCUUGAACAGAAGUGGAUAUAUUGGACUCAGUUUAUAGUACUUUGUAGAGUAUAAUUCUACAUAUGACAGGUCUUGGCAUUUAAACGAAUGGAAUAAAGGACUGAAGUACCAAAAAUUUCAUUUUUUCAUAAGGCAAUUAAUUUUCUGGCUUAGAGCUGGAAAGCAUUUCCAGGGUGAAAGCCCUAAAGCAUAUACAAGUUGGCAUUUUACCUACAGAAAAAAGAAACAUACCUUUGUCACUUUAAUAUGUUACUGCCUUUAACUUCAAAAGCCCAGGGGUGGCUUCCUGGGGGAGCACAUGCCUUGCAUGUGUGAGCCCUCCCUGGGUUCAAUCCCUAGGACUGUCUUUAAAUUUCAAUAAUAUGUAUGUAUAUUGAUGAGACUUGGAGUUUGGCACAACCUUUUCUCAGUAUGUAUAGUCUAGUGUUCCCCACAUCUUGCCUAGAAAGAUUAGGAGUAAUAAUAGGUUAAGUAUAUAAAUGUGAUAUCCAUUCCCCAAUGGAUGUGGUUUUUUCUUUACACCUUCAGUAAAAGCAUACUUGUAUCAGAAGGAAUUAUUGUUUUGAUAGUAUAUUUUAAACAUUUCUGAAGAAAAUUUGCAAACAUUAACAAAACCAUGUACCAAUUUUACGCCUUUGAUGUUUUGUUUUUAUCAUAUAUUGGUAUUUAGAAAACUUAGGAGAAUCUAGUAUUAAAUCAACAGCAAAAGCAGUUAUACCUUUUAUUUGUCAAAGGAAUUUGCUCUGCUUCCAUUGAAAGAUGGCUCCACUAAAAAAAAGGCCUAUGGUCUGUGUGAGCCAGCUUGUAAUGAAUCUCUAGCAAAUAGUGAAGCGUGGACAGUCCCGUAUGUGAGAGUAGCACUCUAAGAAAGUCAUCUCAUACAAGAGAGUAAGUAGGUUAAAGCAAAGCCCUUCUUGUCCUGGCUAAAAACCUUUUCAACACAUUCAUUUCCCUGCCUCAAGAUUCAAUUCUUGUUUUAACAGUCUUAGAAAAAACUUGGAGUUUUCACAAAUAAUGGUAAAUUUUCAAAUAAUUAUAGCCCUUGUCCAUCAAAAUUAGAUUAGCAAUUCAAACUUGUAAUAUUUAUUUUUAAAGCAGUUUCAAAACCAAAUUAUCUAAGCAUGGUUAAAUUUUCUUUUUUCCCCUGUCUCUAAUAAUGUAAGCAUCUUUGGCCUUAGUAUUCAUUUUGUAUAUAUUUAGUUAUGAUGGUACUUACAAAUGAUCAUAUUUCUAGUUCCAGACUUGCCUGUACUAUGUAUAUGGUUUUAAAUAUCUGGUGGUUAUGUUUCCACUAAUGUAUGAUUUCUGUCUUAAGAAUCCACAAACAGCUGCUUGUUUUAGAAGUUAAUUUACCAAACAAAUCUAGUCUCAACUGCAGUAUAUUUAAGAUAACAAAACAAAUAGAUGAUGAUGACCUGGGGAUAUUUAGAAGUUAAUAGUAUUCUCACUUGAAGGUAAAUUUUAAAUAUUUAUUCUAAUGCAACCAAAAUUAUGUAUAUAUAAACAAUGGGGCAUGUAUAGGAAAGGCAUUUCUAAUGACUUAACAUCCUAAUAGAACUUUAGUUUAGAAGUACAAGGAAAUGUCUGGCUGAAGAGGAUUUUUAAAAGAUGACCAGUUGUCUUGCUUACUUGAUGUAUAUUUUAUAGCUGCCUUGAUUUUGUGAGCAACUUAAAAACAAUCAUUCCUUAGUUUUCACUGUGGAACUGAAAUAUUUCUGUAAAAUGCAUAUUUAAAUGCUCAGCACAGUCACUGCAGGUAUACCAUUUCCACAGUGAAAUGUGGGGCUUUUCUCAUUACAUGAAAUAGAACAUUUUCAGCAUUUUCAUGCAUAUUUUUUAUUGCAGUGGGGGGAAAAAAUCCUUGAUUUUUAAAAAUUGCUAACUAUGUAGCAAUAUUUGUUAAUAUGUGGCAUGACCACUUUCUGUUAUAAAAUGUAUUAAAUUAUAAAGCACACUUUGGCCAUAUAGACACUAGAAAUCAAAACUCUUAAGCCAGUGAAAUAAGAAAUAAGGGGCAGCAUCCUCUCUUUGAAAUGGGACCAAUAUUAAAAUAAAAUUUUAUAUAUUCCCUAAAACUUGAUUUUUAAAUUGCAGCCAUUGAGUAGGUAGAUUUAAUUUUUUUCCCCCAUAUUUAGCUUUUUAAGUCAAUGCUUGUAGCCUAAGGCAAGAUUUUUCUUUGGCUAAAUAAAUACAAAGGUUUAUUUUUGUUGUGGGGGGGUGGUUUUUUUUGCUUUAGUUUUGGUUUUUUGGUUACUCCGUAACAGGUCUUAUGCACUUAGUAUCAGAUCCGAAUCUAUUAAGUACUAAUGGGUUCUUAAAGGCACUAUCAUAGAGUUGACGUUUUAUGUACUUUACCAAGAUAUUUGUAGUCUCUUUUGAACAACUAUAAAACAUUUAAAAAUUGUGGGAGUUGUGUUGUUAAAAUUCUACAGUGAAAACAGAAACACUAACAAGUUUUACAUGAUUCUUGCACUGAAUUUAAAUGAUAAUAUAAAAUUUAGUGUGCAUUUUAAAAGAUUUCCCAUUUAUUGCUUAGCAUAGAAGAAUUACUCAGAGGACUGGCCAGCAAGAUGUAUUCAGAUAAAAGAGAGGCAAGAAAGUAGAAGCACCUUACUGCUGGUGGGGGCGGGGUGGGGGUAUGUUGCAUUUAUUUAGUGACACUGAACAAUUCAGUAGUGAUUUCUGAACUUUUCUGCAAAGUGCUCUUUCGCUAAAGCACCUAAAGAAGAGUUUCUGCUUAAUUGCUUUGUAAAAUGAAGCAAUGAUGUUUUCAAUCCUAUAAAUAUAGUCUAAUUUAAUUAAAAGUUUUUCCUACAAAAUGAGUUUAUAUUGCUGCCUAAACUAUCAUGUAUGUAAAUGGAGGGUUUUUUGUUUUUGUUUUUUAUGUAAGAAAGAGUAGUCUGGAUUCACAGAGAGAGAGAGAGAGAGACAGAGAGAGAGAGAGAAUGUGUGUGUUGUUUGCUUAUGAGUUAUUUCAAAAUAUAUUCAUUUAAGAAUUUCUCCUUUGCCCACAGUAAACAUAUAGCUUGAUAUUUAAGAAUUUAAUUGAUUGAAUUCCAAAUUUUAAAUGUUUCACCCCACUCUAAAUACAUUUAUUAUGCCACUGUAAGGUGCAUGUACAGAAGAUACUUCCGUGGUUGACAUUAAAUAUUUUACCAAUGUUAUUUCACACUUAUCUCAAGCAGUCUUUCAUUUUGAGAGUCAGGGAAAAGCAGGGUUUUUCACUUUUGUUCUAAGUUGAGGUAUAGCUAAGAGUGGCUCAGUUAAGGGAUUUACAGAUGGAUAAGAUAGAGUUUGAAAGUGAUUUUUAAAUUAACAUAAAAGGUAUGGGUGCUGAUUGUAGAGUUCAGUUUUAACAAGGGAAGUUUUUUUUUAACUUCUUUUAACUUGCAUGUUCUGUUAGGGUUAACUAUUAAAGAGUAUAACAAAUUACUUUAGCUUUCCCCAAUACUAAAUUCUAUUGAUUUUUACGCCUCCAUAAUCAAAGAUGGCAUUUCCCCUUCAGUUGUAAACCAAGAGAGUGAACAGUACAACCCAUACAGUGACUUCUGAUGUUUCAGCUUGGACAGAAGCCCCAUUUUCUUAGUGAAUUUUCAUGGCAUGGAAUGGUUCUUGCCAAGUGUGAAACCAUAAUAUUUAGUAUAUGAAAUAUUGAAGGCUACAGAUUAUUUUGCAUGAAUAAAGCCUACUGGCACUCAUGAAACUGACAAGUUUUUUAGCCAUUCUGGAUAAAUGAGAAUUUUAAUGGCAAACUGAUACACCAUUUAUAGCUUUGUGCAAUAUUAUAAUGGUAGAAGCAAAACACUAGCACGUUGUGCUUGGCUUUUAAGGAUGGCUUUAAUACCAAUUAAAUGGACAGUGUGCACAAUGUAUUGUAAAUGCCAACUUUUGCAAAUUUACAAUACUUAAACCUGCUCAAUUAACAUUCUAAAGUAUUAAAAGUACAAAGGAAAAACUAAGCAAGCAUUUAUAGCAAUACUAUGAAAUCUCCAAUAAUUGUUUUAACUAUUGCCUUUUGCUCUUUAGUGCAAAUUUUCUGCAUUGUAAUUAUUGUAUUGCUUUGUAUUUCAUGUUUUUUACACUCAUGACUUCAAAGUUAAGUACUUGUACACCAAGUAUUGCAGUCACCUUUCUCUUGUACAUGCAAUGUAACAACAUACAGUUUUGGUGCUUAACAAUAUUCCUUUUUUCAUUAAUAAAAGAUAUUUAUUGAGUUAACCUGAUUUUGUUUGCUUAAAAUAGCUAGGCACUGGUGGUAGAUAAUUGUUAUUUCAAAUAGUAGAGCAUAGCAAGUUGUGGAUUUGUUAUAACUUGUUGCUCAGGAUUGAGAGACUAUCCACCUUGUACUUCUUCCUGACCACUGUUUGUAAUAAAAUAUAUUUUAAUUUGUGCUAGUAACAACCUUAUUCAUAUUAUCUUGAAACUACCUACCUUAUUUGGAAACUCUGACUUCAAAAGUUGGAAAAUGUUUAAGUGCCUUUCAUUUUUAUCAGUCACCUGGUGAUUAUCUAAAUUCGGGAGAUGAUUGGGUUUCCACUUAAACACAGGUCUGGCAUCACUAUAACCCAGCAGGUAGUCUUUUUGUUGCUUUUUUUUUGGGGGGGAGGGAGCCACACCCAGCGGUGCUCAGGCUUAUUCCUGGCUCAGGGUCCCUCCUGGGGAACCAUAUGGGGUGCUGGGGAUCAAAUGUGGGACAACUGCAUGCAAGGCAAGCACCCUACCCACUGUACUAUUACUCUGGCCCCCAGCAGGUAGUCUUAACCCAAGGCUGUUUUGACACAGCCCCGACACAAGAGCUACAUACCUCAGAGCAGGCACCCUUCAAGGGUGGUCCCACAUGCAGCUAAGCUUUAGGCAAGAGCCUCAGUUCCUGUGCACAUCAGUUUGUCCUAUGGUGUUUUAGUUUUUAUUUUUCAUUGUUCUAUUUCUGGUCUCUACAUCAUGGAUAACCCUAUCUGACUAUCUGGCCAUAAAACCUGUAAAAUGUGGUCUGGCCCUGGUAAGUGACAGAAUGGACAUUUUCCAUGGGCUGGACUUAAUUUGUGGCACUAAGAAACAUGUCAGUGCUACAAGACUUUUUGUGGGCCAACUUUGCACUCUUUUCUAUGUCUUCUCACCCGAUAAAGUCUCCAUUUCACAUGCUCAUCUCGUGUUUUCUACUUACACAUUUACCUAAAAUGCAUUUUUUUUUCUCAACUUAAGUACCUGAAUCCUAAUUACUGAAUUGCAUUUGGAAAGUCUUAUCAAACAUUGAGUAUUAAUAUGGGAAUAAGAAAGAUGUGGGAAAUAAUUGCAGAAUCAGAUUUAAUCUUCAUAGUGAUACAAAUAUUACUAAUCAUUUGAAGCACACAAAAAUGGUUUAAGAUAUUGUCCAAGGUGACACUGAAAUCACUGGUGGCAUAGAACUGUCUUAACUGUUUAUUCUAGGCUAAACUUUCCCGUGCUGAAAUGUGCCAGACAGACCUCUUUAACACACAUUUUCAAGAAGGAUAAAGCAUCAAAAGGCACCAAGAUACGACUUCAAAUAGUUAAGAAAAUCUCUACAGAGAUAAAAUACGAAAAGUUACAACAAGCCCUUUGAAGUGUUUUGGGCACUUAAACAGUUGUUCGAUUGUCUAUUGUUUCUUCAGUUAUAAACUUUAAUUGUGACAUAGGGCUAAUGUGUCAAUUUGGGGACCUGGCUCCUCACAAUAUAGUUUCUGCAAGGAAAGUCACAGAAACAUAAACAUGCCUCUGCAAUAUUUGCAAUAUUCACAGGAAUAUCACAGCCGCAGGUCUGAAGAUGCUUUGCCUCAUGUCUCUGUUCAUGUACUUUGAGAGCAAGAACAAUGCCUGUGUUUGCAGUGAACUGUAAAUGUCCAACUGUAUCCUCCAUGUCAUCUGAAGGCCUUUGAGACUGUAAUAAUACUAAAAGAUGCUUUGGGGGGCCAGAGCAACAGUAGAGUAGGGAGGGUGUUUGCCUUGCCCGCAGCUGACCUGGGUUCAAUCCCCGGCAUCCCAUAUGGUCCCCUGAGUAGUAAGUGCUGAGCAUCACCAAGUGUGACCCAAAAAGGAAAAAACAAAAACACGUUUUUACAGCAAAUUGCAAACCUAAAAUAGUUUUAAUAAAGGAAGAACUAGAGAUACAGUACAGGUAAGGUGCUCGCCUUGCAUCUAGGUCCACUCCCUGGAUGUGUUCCAUAUGGUUCCCCCAAGCCAUGUGAUCUCUGAGCACUGCUGGAUGUGGCCACAAAACAAAACCCCAAUAGUUUUAAAGAAAGACAAAAUGAUAAAGUCCAGUGGCCAGAUUGUGUCAAAAAGAAUCUGAUUACUACCAAGUCCCGCUAAAAAGGUGUUUAUUCCAAAAGCCUUUGACUGUCAUCCAUCAACAUAUUUUGUGUAAUCAAAAUGCAGGGGGAUAUUUACCAGUAAACUACCCCCAUAAUUAGGGGCUGAAGUGAUAGUAUAGGGUUAAGGUGCUUGUCUUGUAUGCAGCCAGCAGUUCAGUGGCACUGCAUGUGGUUCCUACAGCAUCACCAGGAGUGAUUCCUGAGCAUUGCUGGGUGUGGUCCCCAACCCCUUCCAUCCCUUCCCUGCUGCUGCUGCUGCUGCUGCUGCUGCUGUGCUUCAGCGCGCACACACACACACACACACACACACACACACGGUGUACCUCCUAGAUCAUCAACUGCCAAAUGGGGCCUAAAAAAUUUAAGGCUGGGAAAAAUAGUACAGCAGGUAGAACGCUUGCCUAGAAUGCAGUGGACCCAGGUUCAAUUCCCAGCAACCCAUGUCCCCAGCCACUCUUCCCCCGCCUCCUCACCACACACACACAAAUAUGCCCCCUAGAGCAUCAGCUGAAGGGGGCCAUGAAAGAGUUUCCAUACUGGAUAAGAUAGUUCGGGUGGGACCUGCACACAGCCUACCAUAUAGUCCCAAGCCUAGCCAGAAGUGAUUUCUGAGCAUAGAGCCAAGAGGAAGCACCACCAGUUGUGCCCCUCCCCACCAAAAAUAGAUUUAAAUGGCCAAUUUGGAUACAAAAAUAGUCUACUUCAAUAAGAAAAAAACAUGAGACCCAAAAUAAGAUGCCAUUACACCCUCAGGAAAGAUAAAGAUUUAAAAGACCAUUUUCAGCCUUGUGGAGAAUUUAGAAAAGAACUCUGACAUGCUUGCUAGUGAUAUAAAUGACUCAGUUCAAAAGAAUCCAAAUGUCCACCAGCCAAGGGAUGACAAGUCCUGAAAGGUUAUGAGACUCAGUGGAGUACUGCAGGGCAAGGGAAAUGAAAAGUGCAGCACCAUGGGGCCGUCUCGGGGAAAAAGUGAAGCAGCAACUUCAACACUAUGGUUAAUGAUGAUUCAGGUUAGGCAAAACAGUUGCAUUUUGGAUAGGUUUGAAGUGGUGAAAAAUGAUUGCAAUAAUGAAAAAUUAAUCAUGAUCACUUAUGGGGAAAGGAGGGCUCAGUGACCAGGAAGAAGCAUCUGUAGUUUCUGUGGAUUGUCAGACGACCUGGGUUAGGGCUGAGUGCAGCCUGGGGUUUUCAGUCUGUUCAUUCUUGUUCAUAUAUUUUUCUGAGUAAAUGUUACAUUUCACAAUAAAAAAAUAUUACAACCCUAA
Messenger RNA from Sorex araneus (European shrew), 11952 nucleotides. RefSeq names its product junction mediating and regulatory protein, p53 cofactor (gene JMY). Bases 146 to 3136 code for a protein of 996 amino acids. Gene Ontology annotation, molecular function: Arp2/3 complex binding; actin binding; transcription coactivator activity. NCBI's taxonomy places the organism in Eukaryota, Metazoa, Chordata, Mammalia, Eulipotyphla, Soricidae. The transcript has 11 exons. The record is from RefSeq and is a predicted model, not a curated record. Gene Ontology annotation, cellular component: nucleus; cytoplasm. Gene Ontology annotation, biological process: positive regulation of apoptotic process; intrinsic apoptotic signaling pathway by p53 class mediator; Arp2/3 complex-mediated actin nucleation.